Messenger RNA from Fomitopsis serialis, 2271 nucleotides. Its product is annotated as aspartic peptidase domain-containing protein. Gene Ontology annotation, molecular function: aspartic-type endopeptidase activity. The record is from RefSeq and is a predicted model, not a curated record. The transcript has 15 exons. Gene Ontology annotation, biological process: proteolysis. The coding region runs from base 1 to 2271 and encodes 756 amino acids. NCBI's taxonomy places the organism in Eukaryota, Fungi, Basidiomycota, Agaricomycetes, Polyporales, Fomitopsidaceae.
AUGUAUCACCGUCUUCUGUCCUUCUCUUUCCUCGCCGCCACUGUUCUUUCCUCGGUCUUUGCUAUUCAUAUUCCCCUUUGCAGGAACGCCGUCAGCAUUCGGGAUGCUAGUCCACACAGAAUUUCUGUAACAAAGUCGGCGUCCUCGACCGACCUUUCUGGAUUCGUCAAUUAUGCAAAUGGUCGUUAUAGUGGCAACAUAACUAUCGCUGGGCAGUCGCUCGAGGUGGUCUUGGAUACAGGCAGUUCGGACUUGUGGAUAAUCUCGGACUCUGCUUUGCCCGGCUCUGUGAACACCUCUAUUCCAGCGGAACACAAGUAUGGUACCGACGCCGCAAACGGCGCCUCCAUUCAGGGAUACAUUUUCACAGCGGAUGUGGAGUUCGGCGGCUUCACGAUCGCACAACAGGCCUACAUCGAUGUGCCAAACUCGUCAGUGUCAAGCGGCGUGGUGGCUCCUGGCAUGAGCGGGCUCAUCGGUCUGAGCCCAGUGGCAGAGAUUGGGACGGUCGCAGCCGAUCUGCAGAAAGCCAAUUACAACGCAAGCGGUGCAAACCCGAUGCAGAACAUCUUUUACAAUGACCCGAGUAUCAAACCACAGUUCACUAUCCUAAUGUCUCGCAACGAUGGCAAGGUAGAAACCUCUGGCGGUGUAUUCACCAUCGGUGACCCUGUUCCAGAACUGGCGUCUAUCCAGGACGCGCCCAUCUUGCCCGUCGGCCAUGAUGAUGAUGAAAUCCUGGCCCAACAUUGGACUGUGCACAUGGAUGCCAUCGUCAUCAACGGGCAGUCGUACAACACCAGCUCAAGCGGCGUCGCAAACCUUUCUGCGAUCCUGGACACUGGUACACCGACUGCACUUGUCGACCCGAGGUUCGUGGACAUCAUGUUCGGCGCAAACGCACAGCCCAUCCAAACAGACUUCUCGGUCGUGGACUGCAACACUCAGAUCAACAUCUCGUUUGUGUUCGGCGGUAUAGAGUUCCCGAUUCAUCCCAUUGACGCGAUCCAACCCGUCGCAUUGGACGACAACGGUACGGUGAUCUGCAGUGGUUCGUUCGGUCGACUCGAGGGCCUCCCCGACGGCUUGCUACUUCUUGGAGAUACCUUCCUUCGGAAUGCGUAUACUCUGUACAACCUCAACAUCGGAAACAGCUCUCCAGUUGGACCAUACGUUCAGAUGCUCAGCACAACUGAUGCUGAGGCGGCCGCGACGGAGUUCGCACAGCUGAACCAGCAGAGACUCUGCGCCUUCGCGGCGGCGCAAUCGAACAGCUCGUCAUCCGCGACUGUUGACCACGACGACGACGAACUGUCGGCUGCCGGCGCAGUUUCUUCUCCCUCGCCAUCGUCUUCGUCUUCGUCUUCCGACGACUACUCUGCUCUCAUGCGCAACUCAUACAUCAUCAUCGGGCUCAUGGGUGGAGCGCUGCUGCUCUUGAUCAUCAUUGCUGCGAUGCUCGACGAUUGCUGUCGCUGUGCUGGAUACCUUCCUGCGUUCAAGGCGUAUGUUAAGUGCCCGGAAAGGUUCGACGAAUACUACAUCCAAGAUCCCGAUGCCGCGGCCAAGCGCGAUUAUGACAAGUGGGGAGUCAUACCGGAAAGGGCGAGGUUCGUUCCUAGGGUAUAUAAGGUCAAGGGCAAGGUUGUCGGAUGCUGGGACACCGUAGCAAGCCUGGAGCGGCCCUUAUCGAACGCAGGCGGCGUCACCGGCCACUGUGAGAACUACGACGGUGGUCUUCACCUUCCCGACAAGGAUGAAGUGGCGAAAUCCAUCGACCUCCGCCAGUGUUGGUUCUCCGGCGUCCACACCAACUUGAACGUGGGCGGAGGCUACCCCGACCAGGCGCUCGCCGAUCUCGCCCUCGCGUGGAUGAUCGAUCUGUGUAGCCCGUACCCCGAUUUUGACCCCAAGUACAUCAAAAUUCGCACCCGGAUGGCUUCGACCGCGACUACCAGCCUCUACCGCUGGGCAUGCGGGAAACUGUACUCGACGCUCGUGCAAGAAGGGCCAGACGUGGACGUGGCUAUACCGCACGCCUGGCGCGUACCACAAGCCGGCAGACCGCACGAGAGAGAAGAUGCACGCAAGUAUGCGCGAACGAUGGUUGACCCGGCCCGCGGGGCAAGACUGGCGACCACAAACGCUGAAAAGCUCCGAGCCAAAGCAGCGAGAGGAUGGUCAGUGGGGGGGGUAGAGAACGCUGGCGGCAGGAAGCAGCCCAAAGAGUCAUUUACCAGUGAGGUCAAGGCGAAGGAGAGCUUCGAGUGA